UUAGUUCGGAAGAAAACGCGACUGGUGUUCGUUCGGGGCGCGUAGUGCGUUUCUGAGCCCAUGAGGGAGAGCGAGCGAAGCCAGAGGAAUGACUCGCCCUUCUGUAAAACUCCUCACAACUUUACUCGCAUGCUUGAUAGAAAUGCACAACUUCAGGAGAACGGCAGGAAAAGAGUAUGAGGGAAUGUCUGGACGUGAAUCUUCAUCAUCGAUGUCUCCCUCAGAUUUCCUGGACAAACUGAUGGGCAGAACGUCAGGCUACGACGCACGGAUAAGACCCAACUUUAAAGGUCCUCCUGUGAACGUCACGUGCAAUAUAUUCAUCAACAGCUUCGGCUCAGUGGCAGAGACCACUAUGGACUACAGGGUGAACAUCUUCCUGCGGCAGAAGUGGAACGACCCUCGGCUGGCCUACAGCGAGUAUCCCGACUCCUCUCUGGAUCUGGACCCGUCCAUGCUGGACUCCAUCUGGAAACCAGACCUGUUCUUCGCCAACGAGAAGGGAGCCAACUUCCACGACGUCACGACGGAUAACAAGCUCCUGAGGAUCUUCAAGGAUGGCACCGUCCUCUACAGCAUCAGGCUGACGUUAAUAUUGUCCUGUCCGAUGGAUCUGAAGAACUUCCCGAUGGAUGUACAGACCUGCACCAUGCAGCUGGAGAGCUUCGGCUACACGAUGAACGACCUGAUCUUCGAGUGGCUUGAGAAAGGUCCGGUGCAGGUCGCCGAGGGUCUGACGUUACCGCAGUUCAUCAUCCGAGACGAGAAGGAGCUCGGCUUCUGCACCAAACACUACAACACAGGUCAGAGCACCACACCUAAAAAUCCUCUUUACUGUUCCACUGAAGAAACACCCCCACCUACGUCUAGUUUUUCUGAAGCUGUAGAGGUUUCUUAUGUGAAGGCUAUAGACGUCUGGAUGGCGGUGUGUUUGCUGUUCGUCUUCGCCGCUCUGCUGGAAUACGCCGGUGUCAACUUCGUCUCCAGACAGCAGAAGGAGUUUCUGCGGCUCAGACGAAGACAAAGACGAAAUCAAAAGGAAUUACAGGACGGCCGUCUGCAUCUCUCCGGAUAUAACACCUGCGUGAAGGACACGGACCUGAGCCGGAAGAAGUUUGUGGACCGAGCGAAGAGGAUCGACACCGUCUCGCGCGCCGCCUUCCCGCUGGCCUUCCUCAUCUUCAACAUCUUCUACUGGAUCACCUACAAGAUCAUCCGACACGAGAAGCCCUGAACACUGUCCCGGCAGCAUCUCCAUAUCUGACCAGCUUUUUAUGGAAGACGCUGUUUUAUACAAUUGUCUUUUG
This is a messenger RNA of Sinocyclocheilus anshuiensis, 1307 nucleotides long. RefSeq names its product glycine receptor subunit alpha-2-like. The transcript has 9 exons. The record is from RefSeq and is a predicted model, not a curated record. Gene Ontology annotation, molecular function: transmembrane signaling receptor activity; transmitter-gated monoatomic ion channel activity; glycine binding. Gene Ontology annotation, biological process: monoatomic ion transmembrane transport. Gene Ontology annotation, cellular component: plasma membrane. Bases 89 to 1234 code for a protein of 381 amino acids. NCBI's taxonomy places the organism in Eukaryota, Metazoa, Chordata, Actinopteri, Cypriniformes, Cyprinidae.